Messenger RNA from Etheostoma cragini (Arkansas darter), 3151 nucleotides. RefSeq names its product integrin beta 3a (gene itgb3a). Gene Ontology annotation, molecular function: fibrinogen binding; integrin binding; fibronectin binding. Gene Ontology annotation, cellular component: cell surface; integrin complex; focal adhesion. NCBI's taxonomy places the organism in Eukaryota, Metazoa, Chordata, Actinopteri, Perciformes, Percidae. The transcript is spliced from 15 exons. The coding region runs from base 181 to 2574 and encodes 797 amino acids. The record is from RefSeq and is a predicted model, not a curated record. Gene Ontology annotation, biological process: cell-matrix adhesion; integrin-mediated signaling pathway; cell migration.
CCAUUAGGAAACGAGUGUCAACAUGCUGUUCCCAGAUAGGCCAGGCUACAUGUAGCCCACUGUAUGGAGAGUUUGAUGUAUGAGGAAAAGCUAUGACCCAACAUGCGUUAAGCAAGUCGAGAAUGAGGAAAGGCAUUCAAGUUGCGAAGUGAACAAGCCCACAGGGAACACACACGGCUCAUGUCAAGUCGGCUCCGUUACUCUCCAGCCAUGGGAACUUUAUCAGACCGUCCAGUGAUACUGUUUCUCCUAAUGUUGGCAGCAUCAAAGGUUUUCGGUUCCAACAUCUGCACAUCACAGGGAGUCACCACUUGUCAACGGUGCCUGGCUGUUCACCCUACCUGUGCAUGGUGCUCUCAAGAGGAGUUUGGAAAAGGGGGAUCCAGCGCAUCCCGCUGUGACCUGAAGCAGAAUCUGCUGAAUGGAGGGUGCAGUAAGACAGCUGUGGAGUUUCCCUCCAGCACCCUGAGUAUUCAGGAGAACAAACCGCUCAGCGACAAGGCCUCGGGUACUGCUGAUGAUGUCACACAGAUAAAGCCUCAGAAAAUCCAUAUGGCACUAAGGCCAGGAGAUACCAAGCAUUUCACCGUGUCAGUGAAACAGGUGGAGGAUUACCCAGUGGACCUCUAUUAUCUGAUGGAUCUUUCAUAUUCAAUGAAGGAUGACUUGGCUCGCCUUCGCACCUUGGGCAAUGAGCUUGCAGUGGCCAUGGGCCGCACCACAAGCAACCUACGCAUGGGGUUUGGAGCCUUUGUGGACAAGACCACUUCCCCUUACAUGUACAUGUAUCCUCCAGAGGCAGUCCAAAACCCUUGCUAUGGAAUUCACGACACAUGCCUGGCUCAAUUUGGGUUCAAGCAUGUCCUGUCACUGACGGAGAGGGUGGCUCGCUUCACUGAGGAGGUGGGGAAACAGCAGGUGUCUAGAAAUAGAGAUGCUCCAGAGGGUGGAUUUGAUGCUGUCAUGCAGGCUGUGGUUUGCAAGGACAAGAUUGGCUGGCGUCCAGAUGCCUCGCACCUUUUGGUAUUCACCACGGACGCCAAAACUCACACAGCCCUGGAUGGACGUAUAGCUGGAAUUGUCCAGCCCAAUGAUGGAGUGUGUUACCUUGAUAAUGAAAAUGUUUACAACAAAUCCACUGUGCUGGACUAUCCCUCUUUGGCACUCAUGACAGACAAAAUGUCUGAAAACAACAUCAAUCUAAUUUUUGCUGUGACCAGCUAUGUGGUGCCGCUUUACCAGGAGUACAGUCAGCUCAUUCCAGGCACAACUGUGGGAACUCUUUCCGAUGACUCUGGGAAUGUUAUUCAGCUCAUUGAGGAUGCCUAUGCGAAAAUUCGCUCUAAAGUGGAGCUGGAACUACUGGGAGUACCAGAAGAGCUGAAUCUCUCCUUCAAUGCCACUUGCCUAAACGGAGAGGUCAUCCGUGGACUUAAGUCUUGCUCUGGCCUCAAGAUUGGAGACACAGUGUCAUUCAGUGUGGAGGCUCAGUUGCGUGGCUGCCCCAAAGAGAAGAGCCGCACUUUUACCAUCAAACCUCGAGGCUUCAAGGAUACCCUGGAAGUCACGAUGGACUUUGCUUGUGGCUGCGAGUGUGAGGCCAAGGCCGAAGCCAACAGUCCCAUCUGUAGCAACGGCAAUGGGACCUACGAGUGCGGUGUGUGUCAGUGUCACCAGGGUCGUCUGGGCCCUCGCUGCGAGUGCUCAGUGGAGGACUACAGUCCGUCUGAUGAUGCCAACUGCAUCCCAAAGCCAGAGGGGCCACGCUGCAGUGGGAGAGGAGACUGUUUGUGUGGACAAUGUUCAUGCCAUGCAAAUGAGUUUGGUCAGGUGUGGGGCAAAUAUUGCGAAUGUGACGACUUCAACUGCUUGCGCUUCAAAGGGUUACUGUGCUCCGACCAUGGGAAGUGCAGCUGUGGCCUCUGCCAGUGCGACGCGGGCUGGAAAGGAGAAAACUGUAACUGCUCCACACGCAUAGACACCUGCAUGUCCAACAUCGGCAUGCUGUGCAGCGGCCGGGGUAACUGUGAGUGUGGUGUUUGUCAAUGCACUCAGCCUGGCGCCUAUGGAGAGACCUGUGAGAAAUGCCCUACGUGUCCUGAUUCCUGCACUAUAAAAAAGGAGUGUGUUGAGUGUCAGCACUUCAAGAGAGGACAGUACACCAAAGACAACAGCUGCAGUAGAUUCUGCAAAGAUGAGAUUAAAGUAGUGGAUGAACUGGUUUUCCAUGAUAGACUUGCAGUGAAUUGCUCAUACAAAGAUGAGAAUGACUGCGUGGAGUACUUCCAGUAUUACGAAGACGAAAGUGGCAAAUCCAUUCUGUUUGUGGUGAAAGAGCCAGAAUGUCCUCAGGGUCCAGACAUCUUAGUGGUGCUCUUGGCAGUGGCUGGAGCCAUCCUGCUACUGGGCCUUGUUGGCCUGCUCAUCUGGAAGCUGCUGGUCACCAUCCACGACCGCAGAGAAUUCGCCAAGUUUGAGGAAGAGAGAGCCAAAGCCAAAUGGGAUACGGCUAACAACCCUUUGUAUAAAGGAGCCACCUCCACCUUCACCAAUGUAGCAUACCGAGGCAACUAACGACUAAAUGCAAUGAGCAAAACUCAGGGGUCAGCCACAGAGAUGGAAUGAAGUAGCAAAGAAAUGGAUGGAAAGAAGAUCUACACUGUAGCUGAAAAGUAGUUAUUGCUGUCAAUAAUGAUAACAAUGGUGUAAUAAUUGUACAUAUUGUAAAAUAUAACAAACUGUUAAUGUACGCCACAGACGGUUGCCUGCUAUCACGCUUUCUGUUUUCACACCAUGGCAUGUGGCUUCCUCUAAGUAGGCUACUGUACAUGCAGUUGGAUAAGAGUUCAUUAACAUAAACCACUAUGUAAGGGUGUUGCACCGAAAUCUGUGAUGAGUCGAGAUCUGUGUCCCCCUUUUUAAAAUGCGUAGCACCACUUCAUAGUUAGGGAUAAGGGUUUGGUUCAUGUUUAGGUAGGGGACUCAGAUCUUGACGGGUCAAAGCUUACAGUGCCACAAGGGAAACUGCUGCUGUAAGUGGACUUUUUACCACUUCUUCUACCAUUUCAGGUUCUACCACUGCAAUAUUAGUUUAGGUUUAUAAAUUGCAUUUUUUUAGUAGGCUUUACAUUUUUAGUUUGGCUCACAUUUU